Bufo gargarizans (Asiatic toad) is the source of this 1822-nucleotide messenger RNA. It is a transcript of the gene FGF23, whose product is annotated as fibroblast growth factor 23. The transcript is spliced from 3 exons. Bases 31 to 816 code for a protein of 261 amino acids. The record is from RefSeq and is a predicted model, not a curated record. Gene Ontology annotation, cellular component: cytoplasm. Gene Ontology annotation, biological process: cell differentiation; positive regulation of gene expression; fibroblast growth factor receptor signaling pathway. Lineage: Eukaryota; Metazoa; Chordata; Amphibia; Anura; Bufonidae. Gene Ontology annotation, molecular function: growth factor activity; type 1 fibroblast growth factor receptor binding.
CCAGCAUCUAUCCCAAGAAAAAAAAAAGUCAUGUCCAGCAUCAGGCAAGGCAAUAGGUUAGCACUUCUAACAUUUUUUCUGACCAGUUUAAAGGUCAAUGUUGCAUUUCCCAAUUCGUCGCCAAUUAUAAAUUCAGGAUGGGGAAGCCCAGACCGACUGAUGCACCUGUACACAGCUACCGAAUGGAACAGCUUCCAUCUUCAGAUCAACCAUGACGGCCACAUUGACGGAUCUCCUCACCAAACCAUUUACAGCGCUUUAAUGAUUAGAUCAGAAUCUGCAGGCAAAGUUGUUAUUACAGGAGUCAAAAGUGGACGUUACCUGUGCAUGGACAGAUUUGGCAAUGUAUUUGGAUCACACUAUUUCAGCGAUGAUGACUGCAUCUUCAAGCAUGAAACUCUUGAAAACCGCCAUGAUGUCUACCAUUCACCAAAGCACAACUACUUGCUAAGCCUGAAGAAGCCAAAACAUUUUUUCCGCCCAGGAAUGGACUUGCCUCCCUAUUCCCAGUUUUUGUCUAUGGAGAACCAAAUCCCAAUCACCAGAUUUAUCACUCCCGAGCCUGUUCGACACACAAGAAGUGCAGAUCUGUAUCCAGAUCCUCUUAAUGUAAGUAGAGGGAAAAAACCCACUCUGAAUUACCCAACACCCAAGGAUGCUCAAGAUGUCAAGCCUUCUGACCCUCAAGAGCCUUUAAGACCUAAUAAAAAUGAAAAGGAAGACCCUGAAGACCCAAGAGGUGUUAUUAUCACAAGGAAAGAAAAUCCACGUGAAUAUUUUUAUAAGAGGACAUCCCAACUCAGUGGCUUCAACUGAUACAAAUGCUUCACAAAAAUCUAGCAUAGGUACUAUACCUUUGAAGGAAAGUCGUUAAAACCCUCAUCCUUUAUUUUUAUGAUACCCCACAGUUGAAGUAGAGCACAACUGCAAAUCUAUACAUUUUCCCCAGUAGGGUCCUCUUCUGUUAAAGUGGUUGUCUCAUUUUAGGGCAAAUAGAUGUCAUGAGAAGGCCCCCAUCUUGGGACCUCUCUAUGAAUCUGAAUGGCCACCAUCUAAAACUAUGUUUUUGACUGGCCUUGGGGAGCCAGAUCUACGCCAAUCAACUGAUUCCAGUGGUGGCUCUAAACAGACAACCCCUUUACUGCAAAACUAGGUAAAUUUGACUUUAGAAUCUUAGAAACCUGGAUUAAUGUGGCAGUUAAUGGAAGUCAUAUUGGUAAUAUCUUGUUUUGCAGGCCGCACUGCAUAAUUAGAUUUGCCAUUCAGGAGUUCAGGAGAACUGAGAAAAACAAUAAGAAAUCUACCCAUUUAAGAAGCAAUAUAGAAGUGAGUAAUGUGUCACUGUAAAAACAAAUUUGUCACAAAGAAGUCAAGGAAACUGGUUGACAUUUGACAACCAAUAUGGGCGUCGUCAUGGUGGCCAUAUUGGUUGUCCUUUAGCUUUCUAAAAACACAUAAAACUAGAAAACAGCUAAAGAGAAUUAUCUAUAACUUUACAGAAGAGCUCAAUUCAAUGAAUAAUUUUGAUGGGGUUCUGUAAUUAUGAAUAGUGAGUGGAAGGUGCUCUACUUCCACAUAAAGACUUACCUAUAAAAUAGACAUAAAACUGAUAUUUGUAUUUAGAUCACUUGAAGCCACAGUAACAUUUGAUGGAUGUUUAUUUGGGGGUAAAUAUUCUUUAGCCUUUAAAAUUGCACUACAUUUUUAUGGAGGAACACCCUAGGCCUUGUGUAUGAACUGUUUGAGAGAAAAAGUUGUCUUGUUGUCUAUACUAACCUAUCAGAGCUAAGUUUAAAGUUUCUAAAUUGCACUGGAAAAAUGA